AUGAUUGAAGUCGAGCAGCCUACCCCUUCCCAGCGCAAAAAUCCUGAAAACGACACUUCGACCGCCGUGAAGAGAACGAAACACCAGAAGGGCUUGAAAUCGCCCAAGCAGAAGGCUGGAACACCGAUGCCCCCAGCUAAGAAAGCCCUCCAAAUUUGGUCACCGGUGAAAGAUAAGAAGAGGAAGGCUAGGGCAAGGACAACGACGCUCACCCUUCAAGAUAUUAAAGCUUGGACGAGCGUUGCCAGCGUCAAAACAAGUGUGGAAUCAGCAACACAAGAGCGGUUGUUUAUAGCGAAGCCUAAGUAUGCUACCGAGGCUCUAUCACCCAUCGCGCCAGAACAUGAACAUUGA
This is a messenger RNA of Linum trigynum, 354 nucleotides long. The record is from the annotation of a GenBank genome assembly. Lineage: Eukaryota; Viridiplantae; Streptophyta; Magnoliopsida; Malpighiales; Linaceae.